AUGCAACUUAGAGAAAGGUUUAAACUGUUUAAAGGAAUACAAAUGGCUUGUGAAGAUUUUAGUAUACUUAUUCCUCAAACAUUAGUAGAAAUGUCUGAAGAACUUUUAAUAAAAUCAGCGUAUGACUUUACCAUUAAAUACAAAGAUGAUAUAAGUUCAGAUUUUACAAGACAAAUCAUCUCUUUAAAAGCAUAUUUAUCAUCAACUUAUCAAGAAAACUCACUUCAAAAAAUGACUGUUCAAAAUUUAGGAGAUAUCAUUAUCAAAGAUGACUUAACUUCCAUACUUCCAGAUGUUUUUACUGGUAUAAUCAUUUUUAUGACUAUACCAGUAACAUCUGCUUCAGCAGAAAGGUCAUUCUCAAAGUUAAAACUUAUUAAAAACUAUUUGCGCAACUCUAUAGGUCAAGACCGGUUAUCUAACAUCGCUAUUCUGAACAUUGAAAGACUUCAAGCAGAAAAUAUUAAUAUAGACAAAAUCAUUGAAGACUUUGCAAAUUUAAAAGCAAGAAAAAAGAAUUUUCUUCGAUAG
Messenger RNA from Metopolophium dirhodum (rose-grain aphid), 531 nucleotides. RefSeq lists its product as uncharacterized. Gene Ontology annotation, molecular function: protein dimerization activity. NCBI's taxonomy places the organism in Eukaryota, Metazoa, Arthropoda, Insecta, Hemiptera, Aphididae. The transcript has a single exon. The record is from RefSeq and is a predicted model, not a curated record. The coding region runs from base 1 to 531 and encodes 176 amino acids.